Messenger RNA from Theileria parva strain Muguga, 1371 nucleotides. It is a transcript of the gene DCP2, whose product is annotated as Dcp2 box A domain protein. Gene Ontology annotation, molecular function: RNA binding; manganese ion binding; 5'-(N(7)-methylguanosine 5'-triphospho)-[mRNA] hydrolase activity. Gene Ontology annotation, cellular component: cytoplasm. The transcript has a single exon. The record is from RefSeq and is a predicted model, not a curated record. Gene Ontology annotation, biological process: nuclear-transcribed mRNA catabolic process, nonsense-mediated decay; deadenylation-dependent decapping of nuclear-transcribed mRNA. Lineage: Eukaryota; Apicomplexa; Aconoidasida; Piroplasmida; Theileriidae. Bases 346 to 1371 code for a protein of 341 amino acids.
UUUUGAAAAUGCUUAAAUUUGUAUUUUUUUGUUUUCAUUCGAUUGUAAUAUUUUAAACCCAAGUAAAACUAAAUUAGUUGAAAAUUAAAUGUAGAUUUGUUAAACCCCUAAAAUUUGUAAAAUAUGUGUAAAAUUAUUCAAUCUUCCCAAAUUUCACUAAAUUUCACCAUAUUCCCCUAGUUUCAUUAGAUUUUAUUGGAUUUUAUUGGAUUUUAUCGGAUUUUAUAGUAUUUCAUUUGAUUUUUGUUUCAUGUAGUAGUUGUUUUUUAAAAUUAAAGUUGUUUUUAAAAGUUAGAUUAUAAUUUAUGAAUGUUGUGAUUAUAUUUGUUAAAAUCCUGUUAAAAAAUGGAUUUGAGAUCUACAUUGAGUGAGGAUGUGAUUAAGUUGCUGGAUUCUGCCCUUUUAGACUGUUACGGGCGUUUUAUUACUUUAUUGCCGGAGGAGGUACUUACUGAUCACAUUCAUCUCCCGUUCCAUUUGCAGGAAACUUACUGGUGGUACUGCGAUAAAUGGCGGGAUCGGAACCCUUCACUGCCUUCAUUUACCUUUUCCGAGUUCAUCCAGUUUAUCUGUGUCGACUGCCCGAUUUUACAGAGAUUUGUUAGUAAAAAUGACUUGAAAACAAUGAUAACAAAUUGGCGCCAGUAUAAGAAGAAGAUCCCAGUUCGCGGCGGGAUAAUAUUUAACGUUCUGUGUGACAAGGUGUUACUAGUCCAGUCGUACAGUAGUAAGAAUUGGAGUUUUCCAAGGGGGAAAAUCGACGAGGCGGAAAAUGACCGAGCGUGCGCUGUGAGGGAAAUUAACGAGGAAACAGGUUUAGACGUGAAUUCUAACAUAAACGAUGAUGUGUAUCUGGAGCUGAUUGAGGAUGAUUUAAAUUUGAAGUUAUUUUUAAUCCCGGGGAUUGACGAGAAUCAGGCGUUAAAACAGACCUCAAGCUAUGAAAUUAGUAAGUUCAAGUGGUUCCCAAUUAAACAACUGGAGAAUAAAAAGUACUUAAAAUUUGGCACAUUUCACGUCACGCCCUUUGUUAAAAAAACGCUUGAAUUUGCGCGCGAUUUUCAAAAUGGAAAGUUCACAGCACAGUUCCCAACUCAGUACGACCUCUAUCAGCAGGCGCUAAAUAAUAAACUAAGAAUGAGUAGAAUCGCAAAUUCAGAGACUUUCGGCUCAGUGUCACGCUGGAGCCCUGAGGAAAUGUUCAAGGUUAACUCUGAAAAGUUCGGCAUUGUCUCCACCUACAAAGAAGACGAAACUGAUAAUUUUAACCCAUUUUCAAACUGGACACCGGUUGAAAUUGGAGCGAAUAAUAAACGAGAUAAAUACAAAGACCGACAACUCGUACCAUUUGAUCCAAACUCCUUCUUCUAA